AUGUUUCGCCAGUUCACCAGGCAAAAGCAGCCUGAUGGCGGUCUGGAUCUCGCGAGAGCUGAUUGUUGAUUUCUUGUUGUAGUGGGCAAGGCGGGAAGCUUCGGUGGCGAUGCGCUCGAAGAUGUCGUUGACGAACGAGUUCAUGAUGCCCAUGGCUUUGCUGGAGAUACCAGUGUCAGGGUGAACUUGCUUCAACACCUUGUAGAUGUAGAUGGCAUAACUUUCCUUUCUCUUUCCCCUCCUCUUCUUCUUUGCAUCACCUCCGGCGGCCUUUGCCUUUCCAGCCUUCUUCUCGCCUUUCUUUCCUGCAACUUUGAGUGGCAUGUUUGUGGAUCACAAUGGAUUUGAAAUGCCUCGCAGCUCGAUGUAUCUUGUAUUUAUGUCAAAGGAGCGGAAAGAUCAAUUAACAUGCGGAUCGAAAUACUCGUUCGGUGAUUGGCCGGUUUCACAUUUCUUUCAAUACUGUGACCUCCUCGGUCAACUUUCUUUGCAUGUGAUUCAUAUGAACAAGCAUGUUAAAUGAACAAGUUUUGAUUGGUGCAUUUCGAUCCUGUAUGUAAAACAGUUCAUUAUAAAAAAUGCAGAUCGCCUGACAUUGCUCAUUUCUGAGUCCUCGUAGAGUACACGAACUAUCAAUUCGAACUAUCCAAAAUGUCUGGUCGCGGUAAAGGCAAAGCCAAGGGCACCAAGUCCAAGAGCCGAUCAUCCCGAGCAGGGCUUCAGUUCCCUGUCGGUCGUAUUCACCGUCUUCUUCGCAAAGGCAACUAUGCCGAGCGUGUUGGUGCAGGUGCUCCAGUUUACUUGGCGGCUGUGCUCGAGUAUUUGAGCGCUGAGAUCCUCGAGUUGGCGGGCAACGCUGCUCGUGACAACAAGAAGACAAGAAUCAUCCCUCGUCACCUUCAGCUGGCCGUCCGUAAUGACGAAGAGUUGAACAAGCUUCUCGCCGGUGUCACCAUCGCCCAAGGAGGUGUUCUUCCCAACAUCCAGGCUGUUCUUCUGCCCAAGAAGACUGAGAAGAAGCCGAAAGCUUAAACUGAAGCUUUCACUUAAAAACAAACGGCUCUUUUAGGAGCCACCAAAUGUUAUGAAAGUCUAAACCAACAGAGAAUGCAGUCAUAAAACCAAUGAGAAAACGAAAAAAAAAAAAGACAAACAGAUAAAACGCCUAAUUCAUUUAUUGCACGAGCAAAAUGCCCUCAAUGAUAAGAAAAGGUUUCUCUGAAGUUAGUUGAAGACAUUUAGUUAUGCCAGGAGCCCCGGUUUACGGUCGUUUCGAUACACGUUUAGUCAGUUUAGGUGUAAAUAGUUCCACGUACUUGGCUUAAAGAACGAAGAGUAUUCACCCAAAGUGUUUUUCAUGUAGACCCGCAAACUAUAUACUUGAAGUGAUCGAAAUUUUUGUGCAAUAUCACUGCCCGAGUUCGUAUCUUAACGACUUGUAUCGAAACGACCGAACUCCAGAGCCCCUUAUGCCGAAUUUAAGCGGGUCUCCUUUCCGUACACCGAAAAAAAUUUGAUCUGUCUCUUUCAAAGUUUUCAUUCAAAUGUAAAUUUAGAACAGCCACUUGAAUGAAUUACCGAAGUGUACGCGCGGGCGGGAACGGGACUCACGAUCCGUUACAAAAAUUGCGCCCGCUGCUUUCUGUCGCAAAAAACUAGCCUGUGUAAUACAAGACAUCAAUUUUUAAAAUGAAAGACUAGGUUGCUGUAGGGGUAGCCUGCUUCUUACUUAACGCCUCGAAUAGGCUAAAAUAGGGGGGAAAGAGUCACAAUAAACCCUAGGAUCUUAAAAGACAUCAGGUGAAAGUCGAGCGAGCAUGAUGCGCAGCGCGCUAUGAAGCGUCACGCACGAGGAGAUCAGAAGUCCGAUCUCGAGAGCUACAUAUUUUAUAAUUUAAACGAUGGAAAACCUUUGGGCUCGUCCCCUAUUCUGAGACAAGACCUCUGAAGCCAGGAUAAGAAAUUAAGAAAUAAAUGAAACUGCCAUUGUUUCGAACAGCGUGAAUCAUUGCCUGUUCACGGACACUCUAUUUUCUCUAAAAGUCCGUCGUGCGCGCGUGUUAAAAUAUAACAACCGCGGGGGAUUUAUUGACUGCCAGCGCCCGCCGAUGUUUCGAAAAGAACGGAAAGAAAAAUGAAACAACGUCUUUGUACAGGCUACGUGAAUCACUGUUUGUUUGAGAUACAUGAAACUAAUUGAACUAGCAGGACUUGCGCGCUUGAUGUUUCAACUCAAAAAGAUUGAGAAUCGGUUUAUUGGUCAUGACUUUAAGAAAUUUAGUGGCUCCUAAAAGAGCCGUUUUUGUUGUAAUGACGGUGUACGUGUAGUUUAACCACCGAAUCCGUACAGGGUACGUCCUUGGCGCUUGAGAGCGUACACCACAUCCAUGGCGGUCACGGUCUUGCGUCACAGCAUCACGGAUCACAUUCUCGAGGAAAACUUUGA
Molecule: messenger RNA, 2446 nt
Organism: Porites evermanni
Lineage: Eukaryota; Metazoa; Cnidaria; Anthozoa; Scleractinia; Poritidae
Source: the annotation of a GenBank genome assembly